Molecule: messenger RNA, 4871 nt
Organism: Ananas comosus (pineapple)
Lineage: Eukaryota; Viridiplantae; Streptophyta; Magnoliopsida; Poales; Bromeliaceae
Product: golgin subfamily A member 4
Exons: 9
Coding region: 181-2469 (762 amino acids)
Source: RefSeq, a predicted model, not a curated record
UUCUUAGAAUUAUAUUGAUAGAUUAUUAUAAUUUUUAAAUGGUUAAAUUUAUAUGGAUAGAAAGUCCAAUCAUUUUCUCUCGUCGUCUCGGAUCUCUCUUCCCCUCUUCCUUCGUCUCUAGUCCUGCGCCUUCCUCUCCUUUGAUCUGUCCUGUCAGCGGGGGACUUGAUCGUCUAUUAGAUGGCUUCCGAGGAGUCAAAUGGAUCUCUCUUCGAGGGGAUGGUUGUCUUCACCGCCGACGAGGUGCCAUCAGCACCGCCGCCGCCGCCGCCGCUGCACGAGGACCUGUUCUCGGAUCUCACCCUACAAAUCCAAACCCCCUUAGAUCGAACACCGCCCGCCCCCGCCCCAGAACCGAUUGGCAACCCUCCACCUUCCCGCCAGGCCUCUCGGAAGAAGAAGAGAGCAGUCCGCGUCGGAUACGCCCGUGAUAACGCCGUCCCGGAAGAACCCCCUCUCCCCUCCCCCUCGCCGUCCUUUGCUGCCCUCCCUGCGGAGCUGCGUCCUCCGACGGAGCCGUCCGCCUUUCGGACUGCAUCCCGGCUGCCGCAAGAAUCACCGCUUCCUUGCGACCACCCCGGCCUCGACGUUGCUGCCACCGCCCAUUCCGAUGUUCGACGAGAAGAAGAAGGAGAAGAAGAAGAAUUAGAAGAAGAAGAAAGAGAUGAGGCCCAAGUCGAGGGCGGUGAUUCUUGUGCCGCCCUUCGAGCAGUCGCGGAGGAGGAAAAGGAAGUAGAAGUAGCUCCGCUGUCGGAUUCGGGGGUUGCGCUUCCAGCCGAGAAGGAGGAUGCAUUUGGUUCCAUCGAGGAGAAGUUGGCUCUGAUCAGAUCUCGGAUCUCCGGGAAGCUCGAUUCCAUCCGUCAUAGAGCUGCUGCUGCGACCGCGCAACGGAAGGAGCUGCGGAGGCGGCAGAGGAAAGUGGCAGGCAAUGUGAAUUCCGCAUCCGCGAGGUAUAGGGAAUUGGAGAUGGAGCUUGAGGAGGCCUGUGAGGCUGAGAACUUUGAGAGAGCCGAGAGGAUCAGUGAGAGCCUUGCUGCUGCAGAAAGGGAGAAGGACAAGCUCCUGAUAGCAUUGAAAGAUGCUGACGUGGAGUGUGAUGCUGUUGAUUCAGAGAUGCAGGAGGUACUCGAGUUGCAGGUAGCAGCUGAGGAGGAAGGUGUUACUCUGCUGCAACAGUUUGCAAAGGAUGCAACUGAUUAUGCCAAUUUAGUGCACAAGAAUGCAGAAGAAAUAUCUGCUAAAGAAUUAGAAAGUUGGGAAGCAUCAAUGGAGUUACUGGAAAUCAAGAAGUUAGAGAUGGACAUUCAAUCAACAUUAGUUCUUGAAGCACGUGCAGGACUAGAUGAGGCAAUAGAGCAGUUGGUUGAGGAUGAUAGGAGACAACAAAAUAUGCUGAAGAGGAAAGGGGAUGUUCUGGUGAAAGAAUUGGGCGAACUAUUAGAAUUGGUUAGGCUGAAAGAAGUAGAGAUUGCUGACAAUGAUCAUCAAAUCCAAGAAGUCGAGAAAAGAAUCUCCAAUGUGGUUGCUGAAUUUAAUGUGACCCAGGCAAGUAUUGACGCGAAGCAUGCUAACCUGCAGUCAGCCCAAUCCAACAUCGAUUCGGAGAGUGAAGCAUUGAUCAUAAAGAAAAAUAAAAUUGAUGAUUUUUUAUCUGUAGCUGAACAGAAAAGCUCCAAGCUAAUGGAACUCGCUGGUGUUACUUCAGAUGAAGCAAAAACUCGUCAGGAUUUAGUUGGACUGAGGAAAAAUUUGGCAUCAUCGUGUUUGAAGUCCAUGCAGGAUAGAGUGAGUUUGGGUAAGAUGGAGGAGAAAAUAAUGGAAGAUGUUCAAAGACUCAAACAACAGAUUGCCUCUGCAAGAAUAAGCCUGCAGGAGUUAUCUUCAAUGAGGGCAGGCAUGCAGCAAGAAAUUGGUUCAUUCCAGGAGAGAAUAAGCUUUAUAAACAAAAGAGGGCCUGAACUAGAGGCUGAGAAAAAAGUUGCUGCUGCUGCAAGAAACUUCAAAGAAGCCGGCCGGAUAGCUUCUGAGGCAAAGGUACUGAAUAGUGAGAAGGAAGACCUACAAAAUAGAUGGGACAAAGCCGUUAUAGACCUGGAGAAAUUAGAGUUGGAGAUUAGGGCGACCUCUGACAAAAUACAGGAAAGUGAAGGGCUAAUUUUGCUUAAGGAAAAAGAGGCAGCAAAAGCCGGUUAUAAGAAGCUCAGAUUAAUUUCUGCUGCCGCUAGAGCUGAGAGAUCAUAUGCUCUUGAAAUGGGUGACUUUGAAGAAGGUAACAUGCUACUUCAAGAGGCUGCAGCUACAGAAUCCAAAGCUAAGGAGCUCCAAGAAUCCUACAGCCUACAACCAGAGGAGGAUGAGAACACGCAGCAUGUUGUUUCCAUAGCAUGUAUCACCAAUCUUGCAGCACAGCAUUUGGCUGAAAUGGCUUCUUCUUUUAACAUAUUGAAUGGAAGUGAAUCACGAUCAUAGUUUGUGAGACUUAAGCAACUGCUCUUUAUGCCAAACAUAAUCUUCCCCAUAGAAGUCCGCUUGUAGAUGAUUUAAUACAAGAACACAUUGAUGAGCUUGUUGUCUAUGCUCUCUCAUCUUCAUUGAGAGCCUUUUACGCAGCUGCUUCACCAUAAUUCAUUUGUUCUUCUUUCACUAUCUUACUUUUUCUGCCAUCAAUUCUUUUCCUGCACAAAAUGGCCAUGUUUAUUCAUGAUAAUAAAGUGGGAAGAUCUCAGAAUGCCUGUUUUGCUAGGUUAUUUGUUUGGAUAGAAACCCUUUGUUCGAAUAUUGUACAUUAACUUCCAUUUAUAAUCUUUUCGUUCAGUUUAUAUUUCACUAUUUGAUGACCCUGAGAUAUCAAGGAUGAAGUUUUACAGCACGCACUUGGAUUUCUCUGAUGUUUGCACUUGACAUGUACUCAAAGAACGUGUGCUGUCUUGGUAGUCCAGGGGCUGCAUUUUUCUUGUGCAUGGUAGGAAUGUAAUGGUCCUCAUCAAAGUCUUUGUUUGGUAAAUAACAGCUCUCCUUUACGUUGUUCACAAAUUGGCCCACUGAUUAGCGUCAAAAUAUGGUCCAUCUUAUCAUUCAACAGAGGUGUUAAUUGGUUGCUUACACAAAGAUUGGAUAAUGUAAUAUAGGGGAACUUGAUUUUCAGAAUGGACAACCUUUCUGUAUGCAGCACUGUAAAGCUGAAAACAAAUACAUCAAAAAACAUUGUCGAACCCGACGCUGCGAUCUUCGAAAAGGACUACCAACAGUGGCGCGUCAUAUGCCGAAUGGUUCGUGACCUUGAUUUUGCCGUAAGAAUAAUAGGCUCUGAAAUAGUGUGCGAAGUUGAUCGACUUGCAAUGAGCUCACGCAAUGUGUGCCUCUUGCAUGGACGGAGAGACAAGCAUUAGGACAUAACACAGGACACAGUGGUUUUACCAACCUGAAGAAGCAGAAAAAAUAGGUGGUGGGAGCUGGCAAGCAUACCAGGGAGCUCUUUUGCAGUUUCCAUCUUGAUGAUUUCCCUGCUGAAUCUGUGAUGCACAAGUGUUUGGAGCAUUUCGUACCUCUAAACAAGAAGUUACCACUUCGAUCAGAACAUCCUGGAUUCAUUGUGCAGAAGGUUUAUGACACUGACACACAGUUGAAAGGAAACUUUGGAAGUUAACCGACACGGAUUAUGAGGAUUAACUAGCAACAUGAGAUUGACCUUCUUGUUCAAAAAACAUGACGGCGCUUAGGUGAACUUCCUGAUGUUGAGCCUGAAGAAAAUGCUUCUGAGACUGUUGAGCAAUUGGCAAGUAAACGAACCAUAAGGAGGAAGCUGAUGAAUCCUAUCGAUGUUUCAAGAGCUGAUGAUUCAAUCACAAGAUCUGACCAUUUUAUGAAAGCAGACACACCUGGAAGCUGCAUGAGUGACACUUUAAAGUACAAUGCUAUUUUGUUGAAGUUUAAAGCAUUGACUGGUGAUUCUCAUCGUGAUAAGUGGCUGUAUAAACUUCUACAAGGAAUCAGGGUAGCAUGCAGUCCAAAGGAAGAUGCUUCAGCCGACAAUAAAAUGUCAGAAUAAUGCUAUAUUAGCUAGACGCUUCCUUAAUAAAGAGUUGGACCCAGUUGUUAUCUUAACCAUGUCUCCAAAUGAGCUAAAGGAUGGGUUGACUGCGGAGGAGAAAACAACAAAGGAACCUGAAGAAUCAAAACAGUUGCAGCUGUUAAGUUGUAGCAUUUCUAAGCAGGUUUCGCGUGGCUUGAUGCACGAUGUUCAAUAUGUGCGGAUAAGAAAGUAGGAAUCUCUGAGAUUAUUCGCGCCGGUGUCAUGGGGAUCAAAAUCAGCUCGAGUGCAUAGCAUGUGGUCAUACAUGGUACACUCCUCGAGAUGCCAUCUCAUCACUAACCAUCGACACUCCAAACAUUGUUGGAAAUGCGGGCACAGCGCCAUGGGCCACCGCCGAAUUCGAGGACGUCGAGAAGAAGCUGGUUAGCCCCCGAGAAGCAGAGAAGCCUGCUGUUGACAUCUUUCACAAGUCAACUGCGGCUUAUAUGCCUGUUCUGGAAACCCAAAAAUCGUUCAACAGAUCAAAGACAGAAGAUACUGCUAACAUACAUGCAACAAAUCGUGAAUAGCUUAUCGAUGGUCUUCUUUUUUUAAGGGCCACUUUGUUUCUUGGGGGCCACUACGGGGAAAUUGGAGGUUUUAGUUGAGCAAUCUAUAGAAUUAGCAUCUGUACAGCACUCACAUCAAACUUCUGUUGUAUCUACGAUCUUAUGCCACCAUUGUGAUAGUUUUCUUUCGUGUACUGCUUCUUUCUGUGUGUACCCCCUGGAAAGAUGAAAUUUGCUUGUAUGACUUUCAUGCGGAAUUCGACAUCCCAAAAUAAGUAUUUGUUAUUGUA